Molecule: messenger RNA, 2556 nt
Organism: Clupea harengus (Atlantic herring)
Lineage: Eukaryota; Metazoa; Chordata; Actinopteri; Clupeiformes; Clupeidae
Gene: agfg1b
Product: ArfGAP with FG repeats 1b
Biological process (GO): spermatid nucleus differentiation; intermediate filament organization; acrosome assembly
Cellular component (GO): cytoplasm; membrane; cytoplasmic vesicle
Molecular function (GO): GTPase activator activity
Source: RefSeq, a predicted model, not a curated record
UAUUAAAGAGAGGAACGUAUUAUAAUCUGGGAUUUUACAUCGUAGGAUCUAGAUUAGUAAACAUAGCAAAUCUCCUUAUAGGCAAUUAUUAAAAUGCGAAUAAGGAAACACGGGAGGAAGAACUUUUUUUUAAUGACACCCUCCAAUACAGCUGGUGGCGGUACCUAUCAGGAAAACAAAACUAUUCCGUAGAAGAAGGAUUUCUGUGCGAUAGCCGUGUCCCUGGAAGACUAUUGGAUAGUUUUAAGAUUGCUGUUUGGUCUGUUUAUGAGCUGACUACAUCCAUUAUUUUACUGCAUCAUCCUCUCCCGCGACGACCAGCGCUUGCAUCGGUCAUGGCGGCGAGUGCAAAGAGAAAACAGGAGGAGAAGCACUUGAAGAUGCUCCGGGAAAUGACUAGCUUGCCUGCCAAUAGGAAAUGCUUUGAUUGCGACCAGCGCGGCCCGACCUACGCCAACAUGACAGUGGGCUCGUUCGUUUGUACCACCUGUUCCGGGAUUCUGCGUGGUAUCAAUCCACCCCACCGUGUGAAGUCAAUCUCUAUGACGACCUUCACACAACAGGAAAUUGAUUUUUUACAGAAACACAGCAAUGAGGUUUGUAAACACAUUUGGCUUGGGCUUUAUGAUGACAGAAGCUCUGCGGUCCCAGACUUCCGUGAACCACAGAAAGUCAAGGAGUUCCUCCAAGAAAAAUAUGAAAAGAAAAGAUGGUAUGUCCCCCCAGAACAGGCAAAAGUGAUUGCGUCCGUUCAAGCCUCCAUCUCUGGGUCCUCUGCCAGCAGCACAAGCAGUACCCCAGAGGUGCAGCCUCUCAGAACCCUGCAUCUGAGCAAGACUCCGUCCAAGCAGUCCCCGGUGAUCAGUCGAGCCCAGCCUCAGUCAGAGAAAAAGUUUGACCUCCUUUCUGACCUUGGUGGAGACAUAUUUGCAGCUCCACCCUCUCAGACAGCAGGCUCCACCAGCUUUGCAAACUUUGCACAUUUCAGCCGGCCCUCAGUGCAAAGUAACUCAAACACAGACUUUGCCAAUUUUGACUCAUUUGGAAAUUCCAGUGGGUCAUCGUCCUCGCAUUUUGGUACCUCACCAUCCUCCCAGCCCUUCACUCACCCCUCUCAUGCAGGUGGAGGUGGAGUGUCCGUGCCCUCACUCUCUAGCAUGGCAUCGGCACCCACUCCCCCCUCCAAAGCAUUCGGGGACCGCUAUGCAGCCCUGGCAGAGCUGGAUAGUGCCCUCAGCUACUCAGCCCCCACAGGAAGUGCUGUUCAGGGGAGUGUGUUUGGAGCGGUGCCAGGAGCCACCCCAUCCCAGCCAACACUACCGGCCAUGCAACAAGGCUUUGUAGCUGCUCCAUCCACAAACCCCUUUGUAGCUGCUGGUAUGGCCCCUGAGCCCGUGUCUACCAACCCCUUCCAAACUAAUGGCAGAGCUUCAGCUCCAGCCUCAUUUGGAGCAGGCUCCAUGAGUAUGCCGGCUGGCUUUGGGAACACCAGCAGUUACUGCCUCCCCACCAGCUACAGUGGGACCUUCCAGCAGGCCUUCCCAGGCCAUGCAGCCUAUGCUCAGCCUUCUGCAUACCACCAACAGCCCAAUGGCGCUGGCUACCCAGUCUAUGGACAGGCCAAACCUCCCAUGACCUCUUUUGGACAGGGGAUUGCAGCCCCUGUCAUGUCCAACAAUCCAUUCAUGGGAGGUGCCCCGGCAGGAUCAUACCCCACAGGAGGUUCUUCCACCAACCCCUUUCUGUGAAGAUCCUGCUGCAAAAGCACUGACGUGACAUCCAAGCACACACACACACACACAGUCCGUGCCACCACAUAAUCGAAACACCAAGAAGCUAAAUCUAUAAAGGCAGGUUUUUAGAUUCACAGCCCUGUGUCUUAUUAAGAAAAAGGAACAAAACCCUGUCAUGCAAGUCCAGAGGAAAGUAUCCCUUUCUCUCUCUUUCUUUUUUUUUUGUGGAGGGGACACCCUUUGAACUCACUGCCAUAUCAUGAAGAUAUACGUAUUUGUUAUGCAGCUUCAAUUCAAGUUGCUUUAUAUACUUAGCAAGUAAGCUCCUACUGCAUAUCAAUUGUUUGCAAUCCUCCUUAAGCACACACUUUGUACAGAUUUAAUUGUGCUCAGAGCAGUGAUAAGGUUAAGAGAAGUGCUUUAAAAGUGGUAGAAUAUAAUGGUUCUAAAUUGGGAACCUCAUUUCAUUUUGUAAGAAUAAAACCCACAUAGCAAAAGCCUUUCAUAUCAACCACUUACUUACUGCCUGAAAAAGGUCAGAAACUAUCAAAAUCUAUUCUCAGCUUGUCAUUGUCAUAAAGCCGUUAGACUAGUAAAAUGAUGGACAGACAAAUGCUCUGAACAAACCAAGAAGAAGCUGAUGGUCUUUUAUAAACUGCUGAUGUCUGUAUCUGGACAAUUAAGGCAGACCUCACAAAUGUUCUCUGUAAUGUUUAACCCUGAAAGCAAUUUUGACUGUACGAAGCGCACUAUUCUGGACGUUAAGUCAGUGUGUACAUAUAUAAAUAUAUGUAUAAAUAUAUUAAAAGAUUUUUAACAACUA